This is a messenger RNA of Bacillus rossius redtenbacheri, 3066 nucleotides long. RefSeq names its product programmed cell death protein 4 (gene Pdcd4). NCBI's taxonomy places the organism in Eukaryota, Metazoa, Arthropoda, Insecta, Phasmatodea, Bacillidae. Gene Ontology annotation, biological process: negative regulation of DNA-templated transcription. The record is from RefSeq and is a predicted model, not a curated record. The transcript is spliced from 8 exons. Gene Ontology annotation, cellular component: cytosol; nucleus. Bases 256 to 1602 code for a protein of 448 amino acids.
GGGGAAGGGUGUUGUCCUUGCCGGCUGCGUCGCGCGCAUGCGCAGUUGCCAGCGCUUGAGCGAGGGGAAGGAAAACCAAAACAAACUCCAUCGCUUUAUUGCUUUGUGUGACGCAGCCGAGAUAGCAGUGCGUAGCGUUGGUGGUCGUUUCUUGAAUUGUUGGUGCCAGUUUGGCAUUACAUUAGACUUUUCCAUUUUUAAAGACUUUAAUUUAUUUUAGUUACCGAACUCCGUGAUAUUUACAAGACUGAAAAAAUGAUGGAGGAAGAGAUGAUCAACGGCCACGAAAGUGAUGUGGCGGAGGUACCGCAAAAUGGCGUUGAAGAGAUUUCUGGAACUGUAGCCGCUAGUGUGAAUGGUGUGGACAAUUUGCAUGUUGAUAGCCGCAUUAAACGCAAAGCCAAGAGACUUAUUAAGCAGCUGAGCAAAGAAGUUGGCUCUAAUGGAACUGUCGUAACGUCUACGAGGCAUUUGAAGAACAGUCGGAGGCCAAGGAAUGGUUUCGGGCGGGGGCUACCUAAGAAAGGAGGUGCCGGUGGGAAGGGGGUGUGGGGCAAGCCUGGCUCGGAGCUGGUGGAAGUGGACGUCGACAUGAACGACCCCAACUACGACAGCGACUCCCUCGACAACGGAGACAUCGAGCUGAAGAGCAUCAUUCCUGAAAUGACUGAAGAAGAGAUCAGGAAAGCUGCGGAACCCAGUGUGUUGGAGUACUAUGAGCAUGGUGACACAGGCGAAGCACUUAUUGCCUUCGAAGAGCUCAAUUGUGGCUCAAAUAGGUAUAUGCUUCCCUUGAUAGCAGUGGAGAUAGCAAUGGACCACAAACCCUCCCACCGCGAGAUGACAUCCGUGCUCAUCUCUGAUAUGUAUGGAGAAGUUGUGACCCAGAAGGACAUUGCUAAAGCUUUCGAGAAGCUUCUGCAGAAUCUCCCAGACCUUAUCCUGGACACGCCUGACGCCCCAGUUGCACUCGGCAACUUCAUUGCCAGGGCCAUCGCAGACGACUGCUUGCCUCCCAAGUUUGUCGUCAACUCCAAGGACAAGCUGGACUGUGAGCAUGCCAGGCAGGCGCUGCUGCGCGCAGACACCCUCCUCUCCAUGAAGCACGGCAUGGUGCGCCUGGACAACGUGUGGGGGGUGGGGGGCGGCCUGAGGCCGGUCAAGUCCCUGGUGCGCCAGAUGAACCUGCUGCUGCAGGAGUUCGUGAGCUCGGGAGACUUGCAGGAGGCUCACCGCUGCCUGCUGGAGCUGGAGGUGCCCCACUUCCACCACGAGCUCGUCUACGAGGCGGUGGUGAUGGCCAUCGAGGCCAUCAGCGGCCCGGUGGAGGAGGCCAUGUGCCGGCUGCUCAAGGUGCUGUGCCAGGCCGUGGUGGUGACUCCGGACAUGCUUGAGCGCGGCUUCCUGCGCGUCUACGAGGACAUGCCCGACAUCUGCCUGGAUGUGCCGCUGGCCUACACCGUGCUCGAGAGGUUCAUGGAGCGCUGCCAGAAGGCCGGCUUCCUCGGCGACGCCAUCAUUCGCAAGAUGCCGUCCAGGGGCCGCAAGCGUUUCGUGUCGGAAGGCGACGGUGGCCGCAUCAAGAGCCACGACCUGGUGUGAGGCUGCAGCUGUAGCCGGGGAUCGGCAUUCUCUCGCUCUCUCUCUGUGCGGGAGUGCCCGGAAUUCUUCCCACUUUUGGAUUUGGUGGCAUUUUCCUUUGUGUCCUUGCUCCUCCUCUUCCUUACCACUCUCUCGUAACUUUUAUUCUGAAGUAUUUUCUUCCUCUUCAUUCUGUACUUAUUAGUGUGAGUUUGUGUGUGUUCACUGCAUUUAAUUUGUGUAAAAUUUGUAUUUUUUUUCAUCUCUUUCCUCGUUUGUUUUUGUUUUAGAUAUACCACAUGUAAAUACUACAAUUGGGUGGUGUAAGGGAAUUGUAAAUUCAUAAGUUAGAUAAGGUCUGUUUUAAACAAAUGCUAACAGUUUUGAACUUUCUAGGCUUCGGCAUAUUUUUAUUUUCUGUACUUUGCUAAUUUGGUUGUUUAGGACCAGAAAAAUUAUCUGGUGAUUAUUUCAAGGGUCUAGAAAAAUUACAUAAAUUGUGUGCACUUGUACAAAACAGCUAUUUUGAUAAAGAUGUUUUCAAUACAUAUCCUUUUUUUUUAUUAAGUGCAAUUUGCUAUUUGUUGAAUUGGCAACGUACAUUUGUGUUUUUAAAAGAUGAGAUGCUAGUAUUUCAUAAUGCUUGGUAGUAAAAUUCAUUUAUGCAUAUUGAAAUGUUUGGUUUUGCAAUAGUGUGUAACAGUCAUGUAUUUACGGCCUUGUACAUUGCACACACAAAAAAAUUGAGUUACUGGCCAUGUAGUUUAGCUAUACUAUAAAUUAGUGAAAGCCAUUGUUGGUGUUGCAGUAUAUUUUCAUUUGUAUUAUAUCUUUCUGGCAUGUUCAAGGUAUACAAUAUUAAAUAAGCAUAGGUUAUCAAAUGUUAUUUUUCUUGAAGUUACAUUUUGAUUUUGGAAGAUUGAGCACUCACACUUAUUGUUAAUGGGAAUUAUUUAAUUUAAAAGGGUGUGUUGUUUUUUCAUGCUAUAUUACUCUUUGACAAUGGUGCAGUGUGAGUUUCAAUGAAAGUAUUUCUUUAACACUUGUGAUGCUGUAACUAUGGAGCUGUAAAAUUUACUGGAGCACAUUCUUUCCACUUGAAGUACAACUAGUUUGUAAGUCAAUAUCUAGUAUGUCCAAGGACUCGAGAAAAUUCUCAUGUAUUGCUUCAUUUUUAUUUUUACUGGUAAUGUUGUUUCAUGUAUAUAUAAGGUUAGGGAUUGAUACUGUAGCGUGUGUGUGUUUGCUUGACUUGUGAUAAAUUUAGCAUGCCUUGCUGAAAUAAGUACUUUAUUUUGUAUGGAAAACUGAUUUUAAAAGCAGUUAUUCGAAAUCUUUUUAUUAAGUGUAUGCAAACAAAUUUCAUGCAUAAAGCACGGAUGGAUGUAUUUGAGUUGACAGCGUUGCAAGAACAUGUAAAAUGACAAAGCUGCAAACAUGUUUAGUGGAUGCUGUCUGUAAUAAAAGUGAUAAAAAUCAAUGUAA